Messenger RNA from Paramisgurnus dabryanus, 2594 nucleotides. It is a transcript of the gene cxcr2, whose product is annotated as chemokine (C-X-C motif) receptor 2. NCBI's taxonomy places the organism in Eukaryota, Metazoa, Chordata, Actinopteri, Cypriniformes, Cobitidae. Gene Ontology annotation, biological process: G protein-coupled receptor signaling pathway; immune response; neutrophil chemotaxis. Gene Ontology annotation, molecular function: C-C chemokine receptor activity; C-C chemokine binding; C-X-C chemokine receptor activity. The record is from RefSeq and is a predicted model, not a curated record. Gene Ontology annotation, cellular component: membrane; external side of plasma membrane.
CAUCUAGUUUAAUUUUAUUUUCAAACGAACAGCAGUUUGUACACUUUUCAGCCAAAGCAAAAGUUGCUUACCUAAAUAUUUUUUCUGAGAUAAAAUGCUAUUGUUAACAGUUUCAUUAACAAUAAGCUUAUUUAACUUGAACAAGUUCCUCAUACUUGUUUCUCUUGUGAAACUAGUAGAUAAUAUCUACCAAGAGGUGUCAUUUCCUUGAGAUCACCCCCUUAAAAAACAUACACAACCCUCCCCAUAAUAGUGGUACAGUGAUUAAUGAAAACAUAGGUACGGUUGAAGCUUCAAUGUUAAAACGUAAUCUACACCCUUGCAUCUGCCACCCCACUGUUCAUCUCAGAUUUUUGAUUAAUCAUACAGGAAGGAAAGAGACUUAGUAUAAAUAAUCGUUCAGUGGCUUCAUGUUUUCGAUUUUCGGGAAACCAUCAGCCAGUAAAUCUCUUGUCAAUUAUACUGAACAGCCUUACGCUCCAUAAACAUCUAACAUCACAGAAGAUUCAUUGUCUAGCUUUAACAUGGAGAAUACUACAGAUUACGAUUAUUAUCCUUACUCUGGAUUCAGCCAACCUUGCGAAGAAAACUCGCUGAAUAACAACACAGUUUUAGUCCUAGUAUACAUCUUAGUCUUCUGUCUCAGCAUGGUGGGCAACACGGUGGUAAUUCUCGUGGUGUAUUUCAUGGAAAGCCGCAGGGCGUCUACUGACGUCUACCUGAUGCACCUGGCGAUCGCCGACCUGCUCUUUUCGUUGACUCUCCCAUUCUGGGCCGUCGACCUCCACAGCAGCAACUGGGUGUUUGGCACAGCUAUGUGCAAAGUGGUGUCGGGUGUGCAGGAGACCACGUUUUACUGCUGCGUCUUCCUUCUGGCUUGCAUCAGCGUCGAUCGCUACCUGGCCGUCGUUAAAGCGACCCAGUUUCUCUCCAGACAGCGCCACCUAGUCGGGGCGGUAUGCAUGGCGGCAUGGACAAUUGCUUUUUUUCUGUCUCUGCCGGUUAUAGUGCACCGCAAGGCCUUUAUUCCUGAGGAAAGGACGAAUUACGUAUGUUAUGAGAAUUUAACCGAAAGCAUGGAUGAAUGGAGAAUGGGCUUGCGUAUUCUUCGCCACACGGCUGGAUUCUUCAUACCGUUGACUGUGAUGAUCUUCUGUUACGGUUUUACUUUCUCUACUCUGUGUCAUUCGCGAAACAGCCAGAAGCAGAAGGCCAUGCGAGUGAUCCUGUGUGUAGUACUGGCGUUUAUCAUCUGCUGGUUGCCCAAAAUCAUCACGGAGAUCAUUGACAAUCUGAUGCGAGCCAGUCAGAUCACUGAAACAUGCGAGCUGAGAAACAGUUUAGAUGUGGCGUUGUAUAUCACCAAGGCUUUGGCUUUUACCCACUGUGCUUUUAAUCCCAUUCUGUACGCUUUUAUUGGGAAAAAAUUCCGCAGCCAGCUCUUAAUGUCUCUCUUCAGGAAAGGCCUUGUGGGGAGGGAAACGCUGUCAAAAUACAGAGUUGGAUCUGUCUACAGCUCAGCAAGCUCAAGACUUUCUUCUGUGACUCAAAGUUAGUAUCCCUAUUUGGCGUGCAUGUGUGAAUAAUGCAUAUCUUAGCUUCUGUAACCUUUAAAUCCAUGCAAACAUGAGUUGAGAAUGAGUAUCUCUACAUCAUUUUGCAGGAUAUAAAGCAACAAGAAUACUCAAAUGCAAUUGUUGAGCUGUUUCACAAUGUCAUUUCAUUUCAUACACUGUCAGAAAAAUGGUCCCUAACUGUCACUGGGGCGGUAACUUUUCAAAAAGUACACAUUCGCACCUAAAUAGUUCAUAUUAGUUUCCCAAACCAAAAAGUACAUUUUGGUACCAAAUGUAUAGAUAUCUGGGACAAAUUAGGACUUUGAUCUUUAUUUCCUGACAGUGUAUGGUGUUAUUUUGUGAGUGGGAUAGAAAAGGAGAAAUAUUGAAGGAUUGUGCAACAGCAAUUCACAGUACCCACAUCCGAAAAUAUAAAAAGAAAAGAAUAUAAGAAAACAGAAUUAUUCCUUAUGAUUCAUACUCUGUAAUACUUGUGAAGUCACAUGAUCAUUUUGUGGGAAGACUGAAGUUAAAAAUGUCAUUCAGCAUUUUGCAUAAUGCCUCUGUUCUUUUUAUGUUAUCUAUGUAAAAUAUCUUUUGUAAAUGAAAAAACGCAUAAAACAUUUCAAACGGUACAGCAAGCAUUAGCCAUCACUUCAUCAAUGGUUCAUGGAUCUCCAACCUUGUUCCUGGAUGGCACCUGUCCUGCAGAUUUGAGCUCCAACCCCAAUCAAACACACCUGAACAUGUUAAUCAAGUUGUUUAGGGGUACAUUAACAUUAGGGGCAGGUGUAUUGGAGAAGGGUUGGGACUAAAAUAUGCUGGACAUAGUGUUAAAAAACAGUAGGCGAAAAGUACCCCAAUGACCUACUACUGCCAGCAAGAUCCCAAAGUGUUCAUUUGAUGGACACUUUGCUAUCCCGUGAGCCCCCGGGACAGGAAUUAUCAACCAAGAAGAAGAUGGAGGGGCAUUGUUUUACUAAAAAUAAAUUUUAAAAGCGGUAACACAGCUCUAUUCAAAUGCAAAUACUUAUUAAA